GUGUGUGUGUGUGUGUGUGUGUGUGCGUGUGUUUGUGUGUGUGUGUGUGUGUGUGUCCAACUUCACUAGCCUUUAUUUCCCUCUGUAAUAUCUCUGAGGGAGCCAAGCACAGUCUUUAUAGAGAGACACAGAAGAGAUCUCGCCGCCAUCCCGGAUGCUGCUGCAUGAUGAGUGCCAAGAUGAAGUUGUUGCUGGAGGACUGAUGCCUUGCUGAAGCGCUUCUUCUUCAGCCACUGAACCGCUUCCUUUACUCGUUUGCUCCCUGAAAACCCGUCGUGUUUCCCCUCCUCUCUUUUUCUUUGAUCAUUACCAUACAUGGACCCAUUGCAUUCUCAUUCUCUGUGAGAGCAUCUGAUACUCCAGCUGAUACACAUAUACAUGUAUAAAAAUCACUGAUUUUUUUUAAAAUUCUCACUAAUGCCGCGACAUCUGUCAGUUAUUAUGCUUCUUUUCACAAGGCAAACAAAGCGACCCUUCAGCCAGCAAUACAUUUCACUCGGUGGCUUUUAAAGCCGCAAAUACACGGACAGAGACGUGGGACAACCAGGAAGUUCCGAAAGUACAAUCAAAGGUAAAGGUGGUCAUCCGGAAUAAUGGCUGCCAUCGAGACCGUUCCCAGUUACAGCGCUUCGAUAUGGGUGCAGAUGUGCCACGCGAUCCCUCGCUUCGAUCUGACCAUGCAGACGAGAGACAACGUAUUCACGCCCGACAGCUGGGAAUACCAACAGACUCUCCUGGUUCUCUCCAGUCUUUCAGCCAUUGCACUCGUCCUCUCGCUCCUCGUCGUCCUCUCCUUCCUUAUUCACUACUGCUGCUGUCACCGCGGUGAUGCGGGCAGGGACGAUGAAGAGGAAGAUGACAAUGCCAGCGGUGGCCACGGAUACAGGAAGGGGCGGCGCAUUUGCUGUGUCACAUGGGUGUCUGUGGCAGCUGUGACACUGUGCUGCGUUGCUAUAGGCUUUGGUUUCUACGGUAACAGUGAGGCGAAUGAUGGGAUGUAUCAGUUGACCUCGUCUCUGCUCACUGCCAAUCACACACUGGCUUCCAUCGAUAUGCUGGUUUCAGACACAGUAACAGCUCUGCAGAGGUCCAUCUCAGGCCCCCUGACCUCACUGGAGAAUGUGUUUGGUAGCAAUAAACCCGCUCUGGUGUCCACUCGCUACUGCAGGCGUCUGUCUGAGCGUGUGAUGGCCCUUCUCUCCUCCCUAACGCUAGGAAAGAGCGUGAGCGUUAUCGCAACUAAUGCAAGUGAUGGCAUGGUGGGGGUUGUGACCCCUUUUCUCCCUUCCGUACCCCAGGCUGUGACCUCAAGUUCUACCAGUGCCCCUGCACCCUUCUCCCCAGGCUGGGCAGCUAACAUACUCAUGGUUAAUGAGGACUACAGGUGGCUCUCCUAUGUCCUGCUUCUUCUUUUGGAUCUGGUGGUGUGUCUCUUUAUUCUGCUAGGCUUGGCUAAACAGACCCGAUGGCUCCUCAUUCUGAUGGCAGUACUGGCCUGGUUGUCUUUGUUUUUGAGUUGGGGUUCUCUUGGCCUUGAGACAGCCACAGUGGUGGCACUCAGUGAUUUUUGCUUUGACCCAAACACAUUUGUUCUCAACUCAACACACUUUAACGCUGGGACAAGUACAGAAAUCCUGGAUUACUACUUGACCUGCAGCAGAAAAAUUACCAGCCCCUUCCAGCAGCUGCUGACCCAGUCCCAGAGAGCUUUGUCUAGCAUUCACUCCCACCUCUCCAGUUUAGAGAGAGACACUCUCCCACGCUUCCCCAAAGCAGACAAGCCGCUGAGGGAGGUGCAGCAGAUGCUGAACUCUACUGAGGGAAAUUUUCACCAGCUGGUGGCGCUGCUCAACUGCCGAAGUCUUAACAAGGACUAUAUUGACUCUCUAAAAGGGCUGUGCUAUGAUGGGAUGGAGGGAUUGCUCUAUCUUUCACUGUACUCAUUCCUCUCUGCUCUGGCUUUCACAGCCAUUCUCUGCUCCCUUCCUGGUGCCUGGAGGAGAUUUUCCAGAGACUCAGAGGAAUAUGACGACUCGGACAGCGAGAGUGAGGACCCCUUCACUUCCCAUCAGGCACGUAGACAGACGGCCAGGGGGUCCCAGCGCGGGGCCUUGCCCCCCUUCUAUAGUUACCAGGGGGCUGGCUGGACAUCCCCCUUUUCUAGCGCGCCUCCGUUGCCGACUCCAAACACUUCCUCCAAUGGCAACCCUGGUUAUGAGAGCCUGCCUCUGAGUGACAGGCAGUCCCCACCCCCCUCUUACAGUACUCUCCCAGCAUGCUGACAGGCUAUACGGGUAGACAAACACAUCCCAACUCUGCCCAUUCAAGGAACCUGAACUCGCGCUAAUUUGUUUGUAUAGUAUUAAAAAAAUGCUUUAUCGAUCUAUAUAUAUAUAUAGCAAAUAUUUAGUUUUAAUAUGGAUGGACACUUUACUGAGAGACUAAUUUAAAACGAUGUUGGAAUGCUAGAUGUUAAAAUCCACUGCAGAACGUCAGGACCACUGAGAUUUAAGGAGAAAGAACAAAUAAAUGAAGGUUAAAAUAAUCUGAGCUCCCCUCCCAUCAACCUGUUCAGUGUGGUGUUUACCGGAGACAGGAGACUGGACGGUACUGAUGUUGCCAGAUUGAUGUUACUUUAUUACUCUAUUUUUAAAAUUGUAUUGCUACUUUGUUUUUUGGAGUUUUUAUAUUGAAUGCUAAGUCACAAACACACCAGAAUAAUGGCACAAGUUUUCUGUAUGACAACUUAAUGGGCACUGGAUUUUUUUUUGGUUUUGUUUUCUAAAGAUUUGACCGCACCUUUUUUUAAUAGAUGGCAAUUGUGUAUUACCUUGUAUUCCCUCUGAUACUAUAUAUCAUAUUGCUAUAUGAUACAAAUAUACUGUAUAUUCACUGUAAAUGAUGUUAUGUUUAAGUGUUGCACUUUUCAUGCAUAAAAUGAGAAUGAUACGAAGAUGAACACGAAUAAAGAGAGAGCUACGGUCAUUGCAGCAAAACAACCUCUGCCAUUGCCUGCAUUGCCGUAGCCAUAAUGUACACAGCAAUAAUAAGUGAUGAAGCACAUGUCUGCAAAUUAGGGUUAAUUCAACAUAAAAAAAAAUCCACUUCGUUCGGUAACCUAACAAAACAUUUAUAGAUGCUAAUAACAUUAUGUUGAUAUUAUACAUAGUUUGUCCAUCUGAACAAAAUGUUUGUUUUUGCCAUUUUGAUAUGAGAAAGCUAAUUUUACUGCCAAAUACUCAGUACAAAAUUGUGCAGAUGUGCCUAUUUAUACAUUUACAUUUGUAAAGCUAAUUACCUUUGCAGGUAAUAAUAUAUAUAAAAAAAAUUAAUAAAUGAACAUUUUCUCAAGUGAAUCUUAUUGAAACAUAAGAAGUGAUAGAGCUUUUUUGUGAUUAUUGCGCUGACUAAUGGAAGUGUAUCAACCCUAAUUUGCAGGAUUGUUCUCUCAACACCACCGUGUGUUCUGUGUAUCUGUGGGUGAUUCAGGGUCCUCUUGAGAUGUUUUGUGUGUGUAUGUAUACACAUAAAUAUACUCAAUUUGCCAUUGCAUUAAUCCCAACCUUCCCUGUCCUACUCUUAUUAAUCCAAUAGCCCUGUGUUUCUAUGGUUUUAAUGCUCCUUUGAAUGGACUACUUUUUUCACUACUGAGACUAAAUAUAAAUCAAAUAAAACUAACAAAGGUGGAA
Molecule: messenger RNA, 3689 nt
Organism: Silurus meridionalis
Lineage: Eukaryota; Metazoa; Chordata; Actinopteri; Siluriformes; Siluridae
Gene: ttyh1
Product: tweety family member 1
Exons: 16
Coding region: 594-2282 (562 amino acids)
Cellular component (GO): smooth endoplasmic reticulum membrane; plasma membrane
Molecular function (GO): intracellularly calcium-gated chloride channel activity; volume-sensitive chloride channel activity
Source: RefSeq, a predicted model, not a curated record